GUCAAAAUUCUCGUCUUCUUUCACUGCUUCUAGUGUCUAAUUCUUCAAACUCUUCCUCGAUUCAUACUCAUAGCUCUCGUUAGCAGAUUUUCUCAUGAUCUUCUUCCAUCGCUCUGUAUUCUAAUCCAGAUUCGUUUGCUCUCAUCUCUAUUUCAUUCAAUUUCACUCAUCCAGAUUCGAACACUACCUCUAUCUCUCUACUCAUCAAUCACUUCAAAGGUAUUGUUCUGCUUCUUCAAACAAGUAAGAGUGACUUGAGAGUCUGAUGAUUCCUUGGGGUGGAGUUACUUGCUGCCUCAGCGCCGCCGCUCUUUAUCUUCUCGGCCGGAGUAGUGGCAGGGAUGCUGAAGUACUGAAAACUGUCACUAGGGUUAAUCAGCUCAAGGAAUUAGCUCAAUUGCUGGAAUUAGAUAGCAAGAUUCUGCCUUUCAUUGUUGCGGUAUCAGGAAGAGUCGGCUCUGAGACACCUAUCAAAUGCGAGCAUAGUGGCAUUCGCGGUGUUAUUGUUGAAGAAACGGCGGAACAACAUUUUCUGAAACAUAAUGAGACGGGUUCGUGGGUACAAGAUAGUGCAUUGAUGUUAUCAAUGAGCAAAGAGGUUCCUUGGUUUUUGGACGAUGGGACAAGUCGUGUCCAUGUAAUGGGAGCUCGUGGUGCAACGGGUUUUGCCUUGACUGUUGGAAGUGAAGUAUUUGAAGAGUCAGGACGCUCGCUUGUACGAGGAACACUUGAUUAUCUUCAAGGACUUAAGAUGCUUGGAGUUAAGCGGAUUGAGCGUGUUCUUCCAACUGGAAUACCACUAACAAUUGUUGGUGAGGCUGUCAAGGACGAUAUUGGCGAAUUCAGGAUUCAAAAACCUGACAGGGGGCCUUUCUACGUCUCACCUAAAUCACUCGAUCAACUCAUUUCUAAUUUGGGAAAAUGGUCAAGGUGGUACAAAUAUGCCUCUAUGGGUUUUACUGUUUUUGGUGUGUUCCUAAUUACGAAGCAUGUCAUUGAUUCUGUUCUAGAGAGAAGACGUCGGAGACAGUUACAAAAAAGAGUGCUUGAUGCAGCAGCAAAGAGAGCUGAGCUAGAGAGUGAAGGUUCAAACGGGGCACGUGAGAGCAUUGCAGAUUCUACCAAGAAAGAAGACGCUGUUCCUGAUCUCUGUGUGAUAUGCCUAGAGCAGGAGUACAACGCUGUGUUUGUUCCGUGUGGUCAUAUGUGCUGCUGCACUGCAUGCUCCUCCCACUUGACCAGCUGUCCACUUUGUCGGAGACGAAUAGAUCUGGCGGUUAAGACAUAUCGUCACUGAACAACAACUCAGGCCUCAGAAACAUUCUCUACUCGAGUCUUGUCUGUAAAUACCGCAAGAUGAAAACAUUACAGUUUAGGCGUUCAAUCUCCCCUUUUGUUUGAUUUCGAGAACAAAACAUUUUGAAUUAU
Molecule: messenger RNA, 1428 nt
Organism: Arabidopsis arenosa
Lineage: Eukaryota; Viridiplantae; Streptophyta; Magnoliopsida; Brassicales; Brassicaceae
Source: the annotation of a GenBank genome assembly